This is a messenger RNA of Periophthalmus magnuspinnatus, 1088 nucleotides long. It is a transcript of the gene gadd45aa, whose product is annotated as growth arrest and DNA-damage-inducible, alpha, a. NCBI's taxonomy places the organism in Eukaryota, Metazoa, Chordata, Actinopteri, Gobiiformes, Gobiidae. Gene Ontology annotation, cellular component: nucleus; cytoplasm. Gene Ontology annotation, biological process: regulation of cell cycle. The coding region runs from base 28 to 609 and encodes 193 amino acids. The transcript has 4 exons. The record is from RefSeq and is a predicted model, not a curated record.
CUAUCCUUCAGUUGCACCAGUAGACACAUGGAAGUACAGUACAAUCGAGAAACCGUGGAUCUAAUCUCACAGCGCUGCACCAUUUCCACCGAGACGAAUUUGGAUUAUAUGUUCAGUAUGACUUUCGAGGAACCAAACGGGGAAUAUUCUCAAGAAAGAAUGGAUUCAGUGGCAAAAGCUUUGGAGGAAGUGCUCACGUCGGCAUUGCCGCAGGGAUGUAUCACGGUUGGAGUCUACGAGGCUGCUAAGUCGCUCAAUGUAGACCCAGAUAAUGUCGUCCUGUGCAUCCUGGCCACGGACGGCGAGGAUGUGAAAGACGUGGCCCUACAGAUCCACUUCACCCUUAUUCAGGCCUUCUGCUGCGAAAACGACAUAAACAUCCUGCGAGUGAACAACACACAGCGUCUGGCCCAGAUCCUGUGCGGAGGAGGAGGCCCAGAGAGGGGGAGGCAGAGCGGAGGAGAGCCCAUGGACCUGCACUGCGUCCUGGUCACGAGUCCACAUUCAAACACAUGGAAGGACCCGGCGCUUAGCAAGGUCAACCGCUUCUGCAGAGAGAGCCGCUGCAUGGACCAAUGGGUGCCCAUAAUUAACCUGCCCGAUCGAUGAAACGUACCCCAAAAAACCAAAGCUGGACGUAUUAUUAUUAUAUCUCCGCCAGAAACAGCGCGGUAACAGACACUUUACCGCUACAAAGAUCAAAUCCCACGCAGAGCUGAGACGGAGAAACAAGAAAAUGUGACAAAAAAAGCAAACUUGAUGGAUUCCCAUUAGUUUUGGGGUCUGUCAGCCACCGUAGUUAAGAGGGCGGAAGGAGCGUGUGUGCCUUUUGAAACCGGACACUGUACAGAAGGACGGAUCAUGUGAUGGUUGCCGGGGAAAAUGCAAAAAAAUAUAUAUGAGGGGCCCCGAAAGAAUGGCCCCUCUCUCACUGCAUAAAGCACUUGUGAAACACUGGACUACUGCAUCGUUUGAUUGUUAAUGUUGAUAUUAUUGUAAUUUAAAAAGGGAAGGGCUAUGCAUCCAGUGAAGACAUUCUGUGUUUUUUCCCAUAUGAACUGUUUUUCUUGACGCUAUUAUUAUUAUUA